CGAUUGCCCGCCCAACCUGCCCAGCAGGCACAUGGGCCAAGUUAGAGCGCCUGGGGACCAUUGUCAGUGGUCAAUUGUCGCUCGCCUCGUUCUCGAUACAAACCGCCCAAUUUUAGCCUUUUAGGGAGUUCGAGCCCGCUGCUGGAGCCCGUUGCUACUUGCAUCACGGCCACCAAUUUGCGGGGUUUUUACAGAAGCCCAAUCUAUCAUACGCUCAAGGGCAAACCGGGGACGGGAGGGAUGGGGGUGUGACCACAUGAAUCUGCCCGUCAGCCUGCCCGCCCGGGUCCCCGCGCCAUCUUCCCCGCCAGCGAAUGCGAUUAUGUGAGGGCAGUUAAUAUGUCAGACGCGUGGAGGAUUCGAGUUUCUUCGCCCAUGGAAGCUUUGUGCCUUAUUACUCCCUGUUUGUCAACGAGGGAGACUCGAGUUCGGCUGUUGAGAAGUGAGGCGUGGCACCCCGUCCAAGUAACACGACGGAUGGAGGGGAGGAGGGGGUGGGGGUAUGAAACGGCGUCCUGGCCUAGUAAGGCAAGACCGCAUCCACAUCCGGUCAUCGUGCCGCCUGUAAAUACCCCAUUUCAAGAGGUUCGAAAGACAAAAAGACAUGGGCACUGCGAGUACCACUCCAAGCCAGGAACCCAAACGUUUUCAGGGGACCGGAAGGGUUGCAAGAGCAGGGGGGGUGCAUCUAACAACCAAACACUCUGUCACCCCAAAUCGAAGAUUUUGCUCUUCCAGUGCUCACUUCCCCUCAACGGCCCAAAAGUGAGGCUAGUAUUUGGGAUAUCGGUUCGAUAUCAUCUUUGCGCUAUCUACCUUAUGACCAGGUGGGCGCUCUCCUCGGUUAUUAGCGGUCCCUUCCUUCACCGCAAGUCCCUCCCCCACGGCCGAGCCGACCGGUGUGGUGUAUUAUUGCGAAACGUGCCCGCCCGCCUGCUCAACGGCAACGGCAACGCAACGGCAACGGCAACGGCAGCUAGCAGAGUCAGGGAAGUCGGGGCUUGGUUGAACCACGCAGCCCCCUCUGUCGUCCAGAGUUAACCCCCACCUUUCCAUUGAAGCGGUAAGCAAGCGCUGGCUGGCUGGCAGAGGAGAUGGCGUAGAGGGUUGGUUGGGUUCGCAUCGGAGGAAAUCUCUUCUCUGGCUGAGCUGGAGUUAACUCUGCGAUUCGUCAAACGAAACGACCGCUGGAUCGUGUGCCUGGACGACAACAAGUCCCAAGCCAAGCCUCGGGCCAAAAAGCCAAGCUCAUCUUUUUCACCAAUCGCAGACGACCGUCCAGCUGCUUUCGCUGCGCUGCAAGCU
Messenger RNA from Lasiosphaeria miniovina, 1305 nucleotides. RefSeq lists its product as uncharacterized. NCBI's taxonomy places the organism in Eukaryota, Fungi, Ascomycota, Sordariomycetes, Sordariales, Lasiosphaeriaceae. The transcript has a single exon. The record is from RefSeq and is a predicted model, not a curated record. The coding region runs from base 340 to 1041 and encodes 233 amino acids.